GAGAGGUACUGUUCGCAUGUCUUUCGCUCGAUAAACUCCACUGGCGUCGUAUGUGCUAGUGCAUCAAACCGUUCCUAACCCUCUUUCCAUAAAUUUUGUUGAAAUAAUGGCAAUAAAUGCAGCAAAGGCAAUUCUUAAAAAUGGAAAAACUGUAUUAUUUAUAUGUGACUUUCAAGAAAGAUUCGCAAAAGCUAUGUUCGAAUUUGAUAAAGUUCUUGAAAAUUCUGUAAAAUUGGUAAAUUCCAUGAAACUUUUAAAAGUUCCAAUGAUUGUGACGGAACAAAAUCCAAAAGCUUUGGGCAAAACUGUACCACAACUAGAUAUAUCUUGCGCUAAAGGUCCUUUUGAGAAAACUCAAUUUAGUAUGUGUACCGCUGACGUCAACGAAGCACUUUCCAAUAUUUGUUGCGGAACCCGUCCUGAGUCCAUAAUACUUAUCGGAAUUGAAACUCAUGUUUGCGUUGAGAAUACGGCGAUUGAUUUGAAAAUGAGUGGAUACGAGGUUCAUACCGUGGCAGAUUGUUGUACAUCUCGCACGCAAGAAGAUAGAUUAUUAGCACUGAAGAGGAUGCAAGCAAUAGGAUGUCACAUAUCCACUUCAGAGACUGUUAUUUUUAAAUUAUUAAAAGAUGCAAAGCACGAAGAGUUUAAAAACAUUCAAAAACUGGUAAGAACGCCUACGUUAUAUACAGGGCUUGUAACCGUAUCAAAGAUAUAAAGAUAGCUUUCCUCUGUUUGAGAUCUUUUAAUUCGUAAAAAAUAGAUGGGUUAUGAAAUAUAUUUUUGUAAAGAAUUUGGAUGUGACAAAUGUGUAUAUUAUUUCAUUAUAUCGUACAUGAAUGUCUUAUAAAAACGGUAAAAAAACUUAAGAUGGAAUAAACUUGACAUAGUAAUAGAAAAA
Molecule: messenger RNA, 901 nt
Organism: Vespa crabro (European hornet)
Lineage: Eukaryota; Metazoa; Arthropoda; Insecta; Hymenoptera; Vespidae
Product: isochorismatase domain-containing protein 2-like
Exons: 4
Coding region: 107-718 (203 amino acids)
Cellular component (GO): cytoplasm
Source: RefSeq, a predicted model, not a curated record